Molecule: messenger RNA, 1046 nt
Organism: Vicia villosa (hairy vetch)
Lineage: Eukaryota; Viridiplantae; Streptophyta; Magnoliopsida; Fabales; Fabaceae
Product: transcription factor bHLH148-like
Exons: 1
Coding region: 238-900 (220 amino acids)
Biological process (GO): regulation of DNA-templated transcription
Molecular function (GO): protein dimerization activity
Source: RefSeq, a predicted model, not a curated record
AAGUAUCCCACUCCGUUACGCUCUCUUCCUUGAACCUCACCUCACCUCCCAAUUGCAGGGAUACAGACCUUUCACCAACCCACCUCAUCCCGUUCCGUUCUCAUCUCAAAAACUCAACCACCUUUCUUCCUUUCUUUCUUUCAAUCUCUUCCAAAUUCAGUAUUCAAUUCUCUUUCAACCUUUCUCUAUUUCUCUACAAUUCCAACACGCAGAAAAAAAAAAGAAAAUUCUAUUCCAAUGACAUCACCAUCUACUACAAUAACAAACAUGCUAACAAACACGAACAGGAACGCGGACACAGACACGAACACAGACACACGUGGCUCUAGUAGAAAGAAAACAAAGAACAAGAAGCAUCAUCAUCAAGAUUCUCAGAUUCAGAUCAACCCUAAAUGGAAAUCCCAAGCGCAGCAGCAAAUCUACUCCACCAAGCUCCGUCGCGCCAUAACAUCCCUCAAUUCAACUACCACUCCCCGCCGUGGAAAAGCCGUCCGACAAGCAGCCGAUAGAGCUCUUGCCAUGACAGCCAAAGGAAGAUCCCGAUGGAGCCGAGCUAUCCUGAUGACUCGGCUCAAACUCAAGUUUAGGAAGAAUAAGAAUAAUAAGAAGAAGAUGCAUCGCGUAACCGCUUUAUUGCCGUCAGCGCGAUCGAAGAAAUCGAGAGUGAAUGUGUUCCGGUUGAAAGGAAAGGUGGUUCCCGGGGUGCAGAGUAAAGUACGGUUUCUUGGAAGGCUGGUUCCUGGUUGUAAGAAGGAACCGUUGCCGGUGAUUUUGGAGGAAGCUAUUGAUUACAUACCGGCGCUUGAGAUGCAGGUUCGAGCCAUGAGUGCACUUUUUAAUCUGCUAUCCGCGGCUUCUACUUCCGGUGGCGCCGGUGGAACUUCCGGUGCCGGUUGUUAAAAACUGGGUUUUCGGGUUUUAAUUUGUAUGUAAUUGUAAUAUACGCAAUGUGUCCAUUUUUUUAAAUUUUUAUUAUUGUUACUAUUAUUUACUAUUACCUUUUUUUUAAGGGAAAUAAUUCUAUGUCCUUUUUGUUUUCUUUAUUC